Xenopus laevis (African clawed frog) is the source of this 2720-nucleotide messenger RNA. It is a transcript of the gene hoxc10.S, whose product is annotated as homeobox protein Hox-C10. The transcript is spliced from 2 exons. Gene Ontology annotation, biological process: regulation of DNA-templated transcription; regulation of transcription by RNA polymerase II. The record is from RefSeq and is a predicted model, not a curated record. Lineage: Eukaryota; Metazoa; Chordata; Amphibia; Anura; Pipidae. Gene Ontology annotation, cellular component: nucleus. The coding region runs from base 932 to 1987 and encodes 351 amino acids. Gene Ontology annotation, molecular function: RNA polymerase II cis-regulatory region sequence-specific DNA binding; DNA-binding transcription factor activity, RNA polymerase II-specific; DNA binding.
AGAUCACAUAUAAAAAAAAAAAGUACCAGUAUUUUGGGUAUUAGCGUUUUACUUUCAACAAGUAUUUGCCUACAAAUUAGACUACAUUGUGCAAGCUUUUCGUCGUGUGCCCUGCUCCACAGAAACACAUAUACUAUAUUCAAAUGAAACUCCAGUUAAAUAAGUGCACCCAGAUAUUCCUGCUUUUACAUUUCCGUUAUAUACAGAAUAAGCCUUGCUUGACCUGUGUGUGUGUAUAUAUGUAUAAAACACACACACACACACACACACAUAUAUAUGCACAUACAUGAAUAUAAAUAAAUACAGAAUAGGAGUAGAGGGUUGAUGCAUAAAUUAAAUGCCCAUUACAUAAGCUACACGUAGACACACAGAACUGGUUAAUUGAAUUCGUUUAUCAGAAUUAUGGAGAAGGUGUUUAGUCGCACAAAGAGAAGGGGCUAAAUGAGGGUCACAUUAAAGUUUGUUUUCGCUCUAAGCAGGCCAAAAACGAAAAUACUUUGCAGUGGAAAAAUUGAAAAGCGGUAUAAACGAUAACCCCUAUUCUUUUAUUUAUUUUUUUUAAUGUUACUUGCCUGUAUGUGAGCUUUACCUUUGGCAAUGCCCUCUCCUCCCUGGACCUGCGUUUGAAUCACUGGUAAACAAACUGACCUACAUCCUUUGUUCAACUUCAAGCUCCCUGCGUCUGUACCUCACAUCAGCAGGUAGAUGUCGCUCUUACUCCACGUUCAUUUUCCUCCUUUCGACAACUUGACCCCUGUGACGUCACCCGCGUCUGAAUCACCAAGGCCAUUUUCAAUCCUCAUUGGCUUGGGAGUCACGUGGUGGGGGGGCCCAAUGCGUGGAUAAUUAUGGUGCUGAUAUUUUUUCCCCUAAAAAAAAAAAGAUGUCAGCCACUGGCUGUAGUAUUCCUCUUUAAAAAGCCUGUCUGAAAAUGUCAUGUCCCAACAAUGUGACUCCUAACUCGUUUUUGAUGGACUCAUUGGCCGGCAGCUGCAGAGGAGACAAUUAUUCCACCAGCCCAGGGAUGUAUAUGCAGACUGGGAACGAAUUCAGCUGUGGGAUGAUGAGAAACUGUGGAAUUGUCCCGUCUCUUUCAAAAAGGGAUGAUGUGAAUAACCCUGGCUUGUCUCUCAACACCUACCCCUCUUACCUUUCUCAACUGGACAAUUGGUGUGACCCCAAAAAUACUUACAGGAUUGAACAACCUGUUGCCAGGCAGCUCUCCUCCUGCUCUUUCCCCACCAAUGUCAAGGAGGAAAAUGUGUGUUGUAUGUACAAUACUGAUAAAAGAGCGAAAAACGCCACCGAGGCUGCCCUCUACCCAAACCAGAUGCCAGAGACUCGCCCAAGUGACCAUGAAGUUCCUGUCCCCAGUUACUACCGAGCCACUCAAGGUUACCCAAUGGACAAGACCCCCAGCUGUCACAGCACUGGCGACUUUGAGACAAGUUAUGAGAAUAGGACGAGUGUUAACGCCAGAAGUGAGAUCUUAGAGCAACAACAAGCUGUGGGGAAAGGGGGGUUCCCCGAAAAUACCAAGACAGAUAACCAGUCCCUGGCCACCAACCUUAGCACCAACUCCAGCUCUGCCAGUGAUAUAAAGACAGAGAAAAGUCUCCCAGCUCCCAAGCUGCCACCCUCGGAUGGGGACAAGGAGCCCAGUAAGAACACAGACACCAGCACCGACAAUUCUGACACCGAAGCAAAAGAGGAUAUAAAGGCAGAAAACGCUGCAGGAAAUUGGCUGACAGCUAAGAGCGGAAGAAAGAAAAGGUGUCCUUAUACUAAGCACCAGACGCUGGAACUGGAAAAGGAGUUCUUGUUUAAUAUGUACUUGACCCGCGAGCGCCGCCUAGAGAUCAGUAAGAGCAUCAACUUAACAGACAGACAAGUGAAAAUCUGGUUUCAGAACCGCAGGAUGAAAUUAAAGAAAAUGAACAGGGAGAACCGAAUUCGGGAACUGACUUCCAAUUUUAAUUUUACCUGAGCAUCACAAAAAAAAAAGGGUAAUAAGAAAGAGAAAAAACAAAAACGCCAACAACAAAGACCCCAAGACAGAAAUGGCAUCUCCCCUACCCCACCCCUAAAAGGAAAAUUUGAAACAAAAAAAAAGAAAAAGAUCCAAUCGAAAAACACUUGUACGUUUUCUAAGUCGUUAUUAAAACGCAUAUAAAAACAACUUGUAAGUAUACCGUUAGGUGAUUUUGGCAAUUUCCAGGCACAUCGAUAUAAAGCAUGAUCUUAUAUUGCAUCUCUGUUCCUAUGUACAAAGCCAGCUGCUGAAAUGGUAUUUUAAGUUAUUUACUUCCACAGACAUUUUUUUUUAAUUACUUUUUUUUUUGGCAAAUUACCUUAUAGAGGAUCCCCCCCAAAAAAAAUGCGUUGAAAGUUUACUCCAUCAGUGUAACCUGUAUAUUGUAUCUCAAGAGCAGAACUGAUUUUACAUGUUUGUAAAUGAGCAGCUGACAUUACAUAUUAUAUAAAAUAUAUAUAUAUAUAUAAAAAUUACACUUAAAUAUAUAUAUAUAUCUUUUGCAGUUCCUCUAACUGGGUGACUGCAUAUUUAAGUAAAGGGGAAAAUAACAGUAUUGCUACUCCAUUUAAAAUACAUUUCUUGUGACCGUUAUAAAAAAAAGUAAAAAAAAAAGAAAUCAUGUAUGUGUAAGUUUUGCAUGUAUUUUCCUUUGUGGAGAAAAAAAUAAUAAAUUUGAUAGAACUGU